UGAUCCUAUUGGCUGCGGCUGUCUGGGAGGUGGGGCGAGGCCUGCGGGGCGGAAGAAAACCUGGGAGUUUUCAGGAGAGCGGGAGCUGCACACGGAGCUGCCCCGGUUCUUGGCUCUGACACCUGACCUCGGGUGCUCCAACGGGCCACAGGAUGGAGGAAGGUGAGGAUCCAGGAAGCCUGAUUAAAGUGGUCCACUUGCUGGUCCUGUCUGGUGCCUGGGGCAUGCAGAUGUGGGUGACCUUUGCCUCAGGCUUCCUGCUCUUCCGGAGCCUUCCUCGGCACACCUUUGGGCUCGUGCAGAGCAAGCUCUUUCCGGUCUACUUUCACGUCUCCUUGGGGUGUGCUUUUGUCAACCUCUGCAUCUUGGCUCCACAGCGAGCCUGGAUCCACCUCACACUGUGGGAAAUGAGUCAGCUUGCCCUGCUGCUCCUGAGCCUCACACUGGCCACCAUCAAUGCCCGCUGGCUGGAGGCUCGCACCACGGCCGUCAUGUGGGCCCUGCAGGCUGUGGAGAAAGAGCGAGGCCUGGGUACAGAGGUGCCAGGCAGCCACCAGGGCCCCGACCCCUACCGCCAACUGCGGGAGAAGGACCCCAAGUACAGCGCUCUCCGCCAGAAAUUCUUCCACUACCACGGCCUGUCUUCCCUCUGCAACCUGGGGUGCCUGCUGAGCAACGGGCUCUGCCUUGCUGGCCUUGCCCUGGGGCUCAAGAGCCUCUAACAUGGGCCCUAUGUACCAAUAAAUGCUUCUUUGGA
Acomys russatus (golden spiny mouse) is the source of this 757-nucleotide messenger RNA. It is a transcript of the gene Tmem205, whose product is annotated as transmembrane protein 205. The transcript has 4 exons. NCBI's taxonomy places the organism in Eukaryota, Metazoa, Chordata, Mammalia, Rodentia, Muridae. Bases 153 to 722 code for a protein of 189 amino acids. The record is from RefSeq and is a predicted model, not a curated record.